AUGGGAAAACCAGUCCUAUGUAGCCCUACUGAACCCAUAUAUUCCGCUAAGUGGUUAUCAUACUCCUUUACACUGAGUUUGGCAGCAGUACCACCUCUUCCAUCCUUAAACGUUCCCUUUAUAACGGAUGGACACCGCUCUUGCUCUACCGCGGAUGCAGCCGACAAACUCCAAUGUGAAGUAAUGGAAAAUUGCGUGUGCAAUCCAGCAGAAACAAAAGCGAAUUGCAACUGCAGGGAAAUUAAUAUCUCCGCUUGGUUCCAGAACUUACAAAAUAGGCUGCCUAUAGAGAAGGGAAGGGUAGUAGCUCGCGCACCGUCAAUGACUACAUCUGAAAUCAUACUGUCGCUUGACGAAGAUCUAGAGACUGAGCUCUUGGUUGAGGAAUCGAUAUGUCGAGUAGAUGACGCGUUUUUGAUUGGGGUUACAAAUGCUCAAAAGGAGCAAUAG
This is a messenger RNA of Cooperia oncophora, 450 nucleotides long. NCBI's taxonomy places the organism in Eukaryota, Metazoa, Nematoda, Chromadorea, Rhabditida, Trichostrongylidae. The record is from the annotation of a GenBank genome assembly.